Messenger RNA from Candidula unifasciata, 1954 nucleotides. The record is from the annotation of a GenBank genome assembly. Lineage: Eukaryota; Metazoa; Mollusca; Gastropoda; Stylommatophora; Geomitridae.
GACACCAGAAAAACAAACACGAUGGUCAGAAAUCUAUUUCAGAAAGGCAACUGCAGGGGACAACACAAAACAACAAACAGAAGACCUCAAAGAAAACUAUGAGUACGGUGUGUGCGGACUGGGUGGCUGUAAGCCUCAAUGGAGUCAACGUCUGGCCAAUCUCAACGUGUUUGUCGUAACUUACGGAGUUGCCGGAAUCUGGAUGAUUACUCUCUCCAGUUUUCUGGGAUCUCAGGUCACGUCAAUAGAGCGCCAUCUUGGUAUUUCCAGCAGCAAAACAGGGUUUAUAUUGAGCAGUAAUGAGAUCGGCUACUUGGUGUUCGUGAUUCUCGGAAGCCAUCUGGGCAAGUACACCCACAUCCCCGUGUUCCUGUCAGUCUCAGGCCUUCUCUUUGGUCUGGCCACCCUCGCCAUGGCGCUCGGGAGACUGGAGACACCCAGGGUAUGGCAGGACACUUCAGCUCCUGGUCUACAGACGACCACUAGUGACCUCCAGGACAAUUCUGCGAAGUACCUCUGUGAUUCUAGCUUCCCAACAUGGACAAACUCAGUCUUAGCUUCUACAAACUCUUCCUCAUUUGUCCCGGCUUUAUCUGGAGAUUCGAGCUCGUCCCGUUCAGUUUCGUGGGUAUUUUAUUUGCUGGUGUUCUGCUCAAUGAUUGGCGGCGCUGUGAAGUCUUACAGAAUCCCGCUGCUGACAUAUUACAUCGAGAGUAACAUUGUCAACAAAAAUCGUUCGGCUCUGUUGCUAGGCGCCUCAUUUACCGCCAUGCUGUUAGGACCCCCAGUUGCUCUAUUUCUGGGUAGUUUCUCCAGUUCUCUCCCUGUAGACCUGAAAGAAACCAACAUGUCCAAACACGACCAGAGAUGGGUCGGUGCCUGGUGGCUCGGUUUUUCUAUCAUCGGACUGGCCUGUAUCGUCUGCUCCGUGCCAAUCAUGUUCUUUCCCAGACACAUGCGCAAGUUAAAAACUCGGAACCUUCCGGAAACGACAGAGACCACAUCUCUGCGGGUGAUGCUAACUGACUUACCUAAGUCAUUAGGACGAUGUUUUCGUCAGCCUAUCUUCGUGCUGUCUUUAAUUUUUGCCUGCAUCGAAGGAUUUGCUUUCUCUGGCUCGUUUGCCUUCGGUCAGAAAUAUAUGGAGACUCAGUUCAACAAAACGUCGCAAGAGAUUAGUACUAUCACAGGAGUGCUGAGUCUGUUCACCAUAGUCCUGGGAACUUUCUUUGGUGGGUUCAUCACCACGAGACUCAAGUUAGGCCUGCGAGGUUGUGCUGUGAUCACACUAGCAAUGGCCGCCAUUACAGUCCUUCUGGACAGUUUGAACUUUCUCUUUGGCUGCAAGAACUCGGAUAUUGUAGGGGCAGAUGGCAACAGAACUCUGUCUAUGGACGCCUGCGACUGCAGCCAGGAUGUGUUUAUCGUGUGCGGAGACAACCAGGUCAACUACCUGUCUCCCUGUCUGGCAGGUUGCAGAAAUGCUACAACUGACAUGAUAUUCACAAAUUGUACAAGCGUCAACGAUGGCCAGGCAAGACCAGGGGUGUGUGACCUCAACUGUCCUUACUUUAUUCCCUACCUGGUUGUUUACUCCGUGUCCUUUUUUCUGGGAACGGUGCCCAUCAUACCUGGAUUUAUGCUGAGUGUCAGAUCGGUAGAACAGCGGGAUCAGUCUCUGUCCUCUGGAACAUGUUCCUUCUGUCAAACUUUGAUAGGUAUUCUCCCGUCCCCGAUAUUUUUCGGCAAGAUCAUAGACAUGUCCUGCUCCGUGUGGAGCCCGGGCGGCAACUGCAUGCUGUACGACAGGGAACGCUUCCGGCACUUCUACUAUGGCAUCUAUGUGGGUCUACGGUUUGCCAGUUUGGGCGUGAUGGCAGCCGUGCUCUGGCUUGCACACAAAGAUUCACGGAGAGAAAGUUACAAACUGGCAAACAAGACUCCGGAUGAUUAA